AUGGUGCUUUUCUACGCUGCAACAUUGAUGCAGUGGACAUUCAUGCUACUGCAACUUUGUAUUUCUGCUGUGGUCACGGCACUCGGCUCCGUUGUUGUCAAAGACGGUACGCCAAUUACAGUCCUUGGCGCGAUCAACACUAUCAGUGCUGGCAUUCUGGCCUUUCUCCACAACAGUGGUAUUCCCGAUCGCUAUCGCAAGGACAUGGAAGAGCUCAGAGACGUGGAAGACCACAUCAAAGAGCUUCUAGAUUCCAGCAUUGCCCCCGCGGGGCUGUCCCUGGAGCAGAUUAUUGCCGAAUGUUUCGAUUUGUUCCAAGACGCCAAGGCCACAGUCAAAGCCAACUUGCCAGACAAUUAUCGCAACCGCCAAACAACACCAGUACGACGACAACCUCCAAGCGACCCAGCGCCAGCGCCGCCACCGCCCCAGGAUUCGGAUGCUGCAAAUCCCACAGAUUCUGGACCAGAUGACUCGUCCGGCGCCAAAGCUAAUCCUCCAAAGUGA
This is a messenger RNA of Akanthomyces muscarius, 507 nucleotides long. RefSeq lists its product as uncharacterized. Lineage: Eukaryota; Fungi; Ascomycota; Sordariomycetes; Hypocreales; Cordycipitaceae. The transcript has a single exon. The record is from RefSeq and is a predicted model, not a curated record. The coding region runs from base 1 to 507 and encodes 168 amino acids.